Molecule: messenger RNA, 456 nt
Organism: Pleuronectes platessa (European plaice)
Lineage: Eukaryota; Metazoa; Chordata; Actinopteri; Pleuronectiformes; Pleuronectidae
Product: transcription factor HES-2-like
Exons: 2
Coding region: 1-456 (151 amino acids)
Biological process (GO): regulation of neurogenesis; regulation of transcription by RNA polymerase II; anterior/posterior pattern specification
Cellular component (GO): nucleus
Molecular function (GO): protein dimerization activity; RNA polymerase II cis-regulatory region sequence-specific DNA binding; DNA-binding transcription factor activity, RNA polymerase II-specific
Source: RefSeq, a predicted model, not a curated record
AUGAAGGCAGCAGAGAUCAGAUUGUCUCUACACAGACCUCUACAGCACAGAGACCCACACAUGGCUCCUACAAUCACUGCAGCAAUGACCAACUCUCAGGAGCAUCUGACUCGGAGCCACAAGCUCAGAAAGCCUCUGGUGGAGAAGUUACGCAGAGAGCGAAUCAACAGCAGCAUCGAGCAGCUCAAGUCUCUCCUGGGUCCAGAGUUCCUCAACCAGCAGCCAGACUCCAAGCUGGAGAAGGCAGACAUCCUGGAGAUGACCGUUUGCUUCAUGACACAGCUGCUGCAGCAGAACCAGCAGCAGAGAAGACUGAUGAAGCACUUCAACAAGCUGCAGUCUUCCUCUGAGGAGAAGCUGAGAGAGGCUGACUUCUCUCCUCUGAGCUCCACAGUCCACAGCAGCAUCACCAAAGACAAGAGUCCGGUCAGCAGCGCCCCCUGGAGGCCGUGGUAG